ACAGCUCACAGGCACAUGAAAAUCUUCAACACCUCCAGCAACUCCAGCACCUUCACUGGCUUCAUCCUCCUGGGCUUCACUUGCCACAGGGAGGGGCAGAUCCUCCUCUUUGUGCUCUUCUCCGUUGUAUACCUCCUAACCCUCAUGGGCAAUGGUUCCAUCAUCUGUGCUGUGCACUGGGAUGAGAGACUCCACACCCCCAUGUACAUCCUGCUCGCCAACUUCUCCUUCCUGGAGAUCUGGUAUGUCACCUGCACAGUCCCCAACAUGCUGGCCAACUUCCUCUCUGACACCAAGAUCAUCUCCUUCUCUGGGUGCUUCCUCCAGUUCUACUUUUUCUUCUCCUUGGGUGCUACAGAAUGCUUCUUCCUGGCAGUUAUGGCAUUUGAUAGAUACCUUGCCAUCUGCCAGCCUCUGCACUAUCCAACCAUUAUGACCAGACAUCUCUGUUCCAAUCUCAUGGUCAGUUGCUGGGUACUUGGCUUCAUCUGGCUCUUGAUUCCUAUUAUCAUCAUCUCCCAAAUGUCCUUCUGUGGAUCCAGGAUUAUUGAUCACUUCCUAUGUGACCCAGGUCCUCUUCUAACACUCACCUGCAAAAAAGCCCCUGUGAUAGAGCUUGUCUUCAACAUCUUAACUCCUCUGCCUGUCUUUAUGCUCUUUCUCUUCAUCGUGGGGUCCUAUGCUCUGGUCCUGAGAGCUGUAUUGAGGGUCCCUUCAGCAGCUGGGAGAAGAAAGUCUUUCUCCACCUGUGGGUCUCACCUGGCUGUGGUUUCACUGUUCUGUGGUUCAGUAAUAGUCAUGUAUGGGAGCCCAACAUCUACGCAUGAAGCUGGAAAGCAGAAGACUGUGACUCUGUUUUAUUCUGUUGUUACCCCAUUCCUUAACCCUAUGAUAUACAGUCUUAGGAACAAAGAUAUGAAAAAAGCUCUGAAGAAAUUUUGGAGAUUAUAAAAUGUUAAUGAAAAAGUCCUUGUGUAACUAAUCUUCUCUUUAAUUUUGGGGUUUAAAAAAAACUGGUUUUAUACAGUUAAUUGUUCAUCUUAUUGGCCAAAGCUAAAACACCUGUGAGCAUGUUUCUGUUAUUUCUUCUUUUAGAUCUUGGUUAUUUGCCCAGUCGUCUGGAUGCCUCAAUGUUUUUUAAUUGACUGCUGGGAAUUGUAUUUUAAAAACUAUAAAGACAAUGUGUGUGGUCAUGAGGUUAAGUUGUCUUCUAGCCAGUAGAUGGAGUAGAGGCAGAUCACACGGAUUCUAUUUAAGCACUACUUCCAUGUGUUUUUAAAAUGGUCUGUGCUAGUUUCAGUUUUACUCCGAGCUUGUGGUUUUUACUGCAGGAACAUAGCCCUUCUCAGACCUCAGGUGCAAGUCUGGAGUGUUUAGAAGACCCCUCCACUUCAGCUGAUCCUGGCCUCCUACUUCAGUACUUCUUGAAGCCCAUCACCUUUGAAACUUCUUUGCUCUUUACACUCUCAGCUUUAGUCUCUGCUAGCUAUUCUGAGGUCUCACCAUGUACACAUAUAGCUUAGAAAUCCAAAAAUGCCUUGAAGGGAAAUGGCAACAAAUCCUCCCCUCUCCAGGAUUUGUUCCUCACAUGCCAGCUGCUUUGGCAACUGAAAACACCAAAUUCUCUCCCUUCUCAGUUCAGUAAAACUACUGCUUUCUGCUCAAGCUUUAUUCCUCCUUUCCCCUCUUCCUUCCCAAAUGCCUCCUUAUCCUCAUAUUCUCCCAACCAUUAAAUGGUUAAAUAUCCUCAGGGAAAAACACAUGGUAAAUGUGAAACUCACCUCCCUUUUCUUCCUUUCGUCUUGGACUGUAGCCCAUGAAGUCUUGCCUACGUCAGUGCUCUGAGUGCCUUCAAAUAAUUGUUUUAUGCAUUUUUGUCCAGAUUUUGCUUUUGAUGUAAGUUACUUUUGGUUUAAUACAAGCUUUUCAAUCAUGACCAGAAAGUUUUUUAUAUUCUGUCUAGAUUCCAUACAUUCUCACUUCUUCCUUCACUUUCACAAGAUGAUCAUGUAGUAUGUAUGUUCAAAAGUCCACAAACUGGAGAGACAGGUAGAUACAGAGGCCAGCAGAAACACUUAUCUGGGAUGCAGACCUGCUUUUCUUUUCAUUGCAACCAGCAAAGAAUCCCUCAGAGCUCUUCCGCUGCAAGAAGCAGGGAAAGGCUGCUUAUGGUAAAAUACAUGAUAAAACCAGGACCACAGAUUUAGGCCUUUUUUUAAUGGAAGGCACCCAAUAAUUGUAGAUCGGUAAAAAUAGUUACUCAGAAUUUGUAUUAGAAGCUUGGGCUAGUUCUCCUUGAACUUUUUCCUAGGCCUGGACUGAAAGGUCAUGCUAAGAUUGAAGUGUCUUCACUAAUCCAAAUGCCUAUUUUUUGGGUGAAAUAGACAGGAAUUGGAAAUGAGGAAGAAAUUUUCUAAGGAUAAUGACUUUAAGAAUUACAAAAAAAAAAUAAGUUUCUAUCCAACACCCUUUUAACUAGUCCAAGUUCCCUUUACUUUGAAAAGUAACCCUGAGUUUCUCUUUAGGACUUCUCACUUAUUUGCCAGUCAUAUCACAAUCCUGAGUUUCUCUUUAGGACUUCUCACUAAUUUUUCAGUCAUAUCACAGUAAGGUUGUUCUGUUAAUACAUCUGAAGCUCUGUAAAAUAGCAGGAGAACAGAACAGCAUCCCAGUAAGAAAAUGAGCAAAAGGAUAUAAACAAAUAACAUCCAGAAAGAUUCUUAAACAUGUGGAAAGGGUACUAAUUCAUAAAAAGAUAAAAGAAUACGCCUAUAAAUAUAUCUGACUUUUUACCUAUUAAAUUGACAAAGAUCAAGAAGUUUGAUAACACACUGUAUGUCUGAGGACUGUGAAAUGGGUUCUCUCACACUUAUCUGGUGGGCGUAUAAGUUUUACAAACACUAUAUAGGGUGACAAGGCAACCUCUCUCAAAAUUUCAAAGGCACAUACCCUUUAAAACAGCAACUCAAAUUUUAAGGUGCUUAGGCUACAGAUAUUUUUUUUUUGACACAGGUGGGAAAUGAUGAAAGUACAGGAAUAUUUACUGCAGCAUUGUUGUAAUAGCAAAAUACUAAGAAAAACAUCAGUUCCCAUUAAUAGAAGACUAGUAAAAUGACUAUGAUGCAUUAUACUUGUACCAUGGAAUAUUAUGUCUUCAAUUUAUAACCUAUGAAUCAGUUCCAUAUGUAGUGAUAUAUAAUAUGUCCAAGACAUACUGUUAAGUGAAAAACAAAGUGAAUGGCAGAGUGUACUGUAGCUGCCUUGCAUGGAAAUGUGUAUAUCUCCUGAAAGAGCUCCAAGAAACUGAUAACAAGGGUUGCUUCAAGCAAGAAGAAUUUGAUGUCUAAGGAACAAGAGAGUAAAGGAGACUUUUUUCAUAACCCCUUUUGUGCUUUCAAAUUCCUUACUAUGUGCCCACAUUAUCUAUUUACAAAAUAAAUAAAAC
Molecule: messenger RNA, 3445 nt
Organism: Callithrix jacchus (white-tufted-ear marmoset)
Lineage: Eukaryota; Metazoa; Chordata; Mammalia; Primates; Cebidae
Product: olfactory receptor 11G2
Biological process (GO): G protein-coupled receptor signaling pathway
Cellular component (GO): membrane
Molecular function (GO): olfactory receptor activity; G protein-coupled receptor activity
Source: RefSeq, a predicted model, not a curated record